Molecule: messenger RNA, 1251 nt
Organism: Guillardia theta CCMP2712
Lineage: Eukaryota; Cryptophyceae; Pyrenomonadales; Geminigeraceae
Exons: 5
Coding region: 1-1236 (411 amino acids)
Source: RefSeq, a predicted model, not a curated record
AUGGCGAGGGGGAGGGUGAUGGUGGUGAUGGCUGCCGCCGCUGCCUGCUGCAUCGCCAUGUCCUUGUACUUUAAGGGCGAGGGAAACGAGCUGGUGGAGUCCGACUUGCACGUUUACCCAGUGGAUGCCAAGGCUGUAAGGCAAUAUUUGAGCCACCAGCAGGAUAGUUCUCUUCAUAGCAAACAGGCGAAAGUGAGAGCAUCUCACGCAAUGCUCAAAUCACAAAGAAAAUCUCGAGCAAGGAAUGCAGUACCCCGCGACCGAUUGCGAAUCGUGCCCAGGAGGCAGUCGCAGAUGUUGUCGGAUGACGUGGAUGCGCUUGAUGGUAGUCAAGGUGUCGUCCAUGCUGAGCCAUUGGAAGAUCCCACCACUCAACCUGAGAAUGUCUACACUGUUGCCGGUACGUCAUUCCCGACCAACCUCAACCUCGUUGCUCCUACUCAGUACGCAGCGUCAUCGGGGAGUGAAGAGAGCCCAGCCAACACUGAGAGUGAGGAGGCGGCUCCUGCUUCAGACGACUCCAGAGGCAGCAGUGAAAGGCCAUGCACGGGUCCAGUUCGACAUACCGAUACAGACGAUUGCGUGGCGAAGAAAGCCAUGGCGCAGGCAUUGCAGGCCGAGAAAGAUGUCAUGUCUGUAGACAGCAACAUCGACACGACAUCCAAGCACAUUUCAUCUGUGGAGCAGUGGGAAGAAGAUGAACAUGAUACGAUCAAGAAAGAUUUGACAAGGAAGUUCCAUGCUUUGGAUCGUCUUCUCAGGAAGCAAGACCGAUUGCUGGACACAACAGAUAGGCGAAUCACGAACGGGGACCAGAUUGCAUCAUCAAAGAUCAAGCUGUUCAAGAACGAUGAGAUUCAGCAUGUAGAAUCGAUCAUCAACAGGGCAGAAAAACUAGAAAGCGAGGGUAAAUUGAUCUCACAAAUGCGAGGUCCUCCCGGCUUUCCAGGGCCUCCAGGGCCCCGUGGCGCUCAGGGCGCUCAGGGUAUACAGGGGCCGCGCGGACCUCCCGGGGAUGAAGGCACUCCUGGAGAAGUGGGAAGACGAGGUCGAGGUGGAAGCCCAGGGCUGGAGGGAAGAAGAGGACCGGCAGGACACUACGCGCAUCUGCGGGUGAUCGGCGACAAUUCCAAUCAGGGAGAACGUGAGCAGCAAUCUUACGAGAAGUUCAAGCGAAGCCUGGACAUUAUGAAUAGCAUUAUUGAUAGGUUGAAAUCUGCUUCACAAAACAAAUAACAUCUUUAUUGAACG